Molecule: messenger RNA, 5056 nt
Organism: Salvelinus sp. IW2-2015
Lineage: Eukaryota; Metazoa; Chordata; Actinopteri; Salmoniformes; Salmonidae
Source: RefSeq, a predicted model, not a curated record
UGCAUCAAUCCCAGUUAUUUUUUCAUAUAGUAUAUUUCAGCUAUUUUAAAGGGUUAUUUUGAGCUUCAUCUAGCUACUGGUAUUUAGUGUGUGCAGAGAACUAGCCAUACUGCUAAUGCUAGGCUACUCAAUAAUUUCCUGUUUGGAGUACUGGUUGUGCAUGUGAUUGGCUACUCUGGGAUGCUCGUGCAGUCCUGAUUGGCUGGGUGCUUGUGGCAUGGAGCUUAAGUUAGACCUGUAGAAGAGCCAUUGUGCUCUGUAGCUAGGGUUGCAAAAUUCCGUUAACUUUCCUAAAAUUGGUAGGAGUAUUCCGGAUUUCCUUCUUAUUCCCUCCCGACUUAUUCCCUCCAGACUUAUUCCCUCCCGACUUAUUCCCUCCAGACUUAUUCCCUCCCGACUUAUUCCCUCCCGACUUAUUCCCUCCAGAAAAUCGUGGAAUUUUGCCAAAGUUACUGUAAUUUUGAAACCCUAUCCAUAGCUAGAGCAGGAAUGAUGGGGUGAGGGUCUGCCUCAUUAGUCAUCCAUUCAAAACAACCAAACUGCACAGAACCAUCCUCUCUCUCUGUCUUUCUCUCUAUCUCUGUCAUUGAUUCUGUCCACGAUGCACUGUUGACAAUGACAGUCCGUCCUAGUCACAUGGCCCGUAUUGGCUGGCCUAGGGAAGCAUGGGCACACUGAUGCAGACUGCUAGAGGUCCAACCACAUGCAGUCUUGACUGGAUCUAAAGAGAGAUACCAGAGCUAAAGUGAUCCAGUACCACUAUAUAGAACCCAGUCCAGAGGAACCGAACCAAAAGGUUUGGGUUUUGGCGGAGUAAGCCGAUGUCAAGUCUUACUAGGUGGUUUUUCUUUUUCUUUUCUCCAAUGGACCUUUGUCCCCCUAAUAACUAAGGUGUUCUCUUUCUGUCAGUCUUCUGUCUUAUUAUGACAUGUUGUUUUAUGAGUUUUUUGUUGUUGUCUGUGUUUUUUUUUUUUUGCGACAGAUGAUUUAUUGAGUGUUGGCUUUGGUGUUCUUUGACGUGURAGUUCCAGCUCACAUUAACCUCCCCGUCUGUCCAUAGCCUGACACUCUUUGCAUGUGUUUGCAGUUGAAGARGAGCACCCGUCAACUCUGUCGCCCKAAAAAAAGCAGCGGAACGGAGGCAUGCGAAACUCACCCAACAACUCGCCCAAAAUGAUGAGCAGGCAUGAUCCUCUACUAAUCCCUGGGAACGAGCAGAUGGAGAACAUGGACAUGAACUUGAAGCAGUAUGACUCCACAGGAAUGUUCCACUGGUGUCCGUCUAAAGAGAUCGAGAAGGUCAUCCUGACCCGGAGUGAGGCAUCCAUGACGGUGUUGAGCGGCCAUGUAGUGGUCUGUAUAUUUGGAGAUGUCACGUCCGCUCUAGUGGGGCUGCGAAACUUGGUGAUGCCUUUGAGAGCCAGCAACUUCCAUUAUCACGAGCUGAAACCCAUAGUGUUUGUGGGCUCGCUGGAGUACCUGAGGAGAGAGUGGGAAACCCUACACAACUUCCCCAAGGUCUCCAUACUACCUGGUACGCCAUUAAGCCGUGCAGAUUUAAGGGCUGUCAACAUCAACCUCUGCGACAUGUGCGUGAUACUGUCGGCCAAUCAGAACAAUAUCGACGACGCCUCGCUGCAGGAUAAGGAAUGUAUUCUGGCAUCGCUCAACAUAAAGUCUAUGCAGUUUGACGACAGCAUCGGGCUCUUGCAGGCAAACUCCCAAGGUUUCACGCCUCCUGGAAUGGACCGGUCCUCUCCAGACAGCAGUCCAGUACAUGGUUUAGCACGCCAGGCCUCCGUCACCACUGGCGCCAACAUCCCCAUCAUCACUGAACUAGCUAAACCUGGCAAAAUACUGCCUUUGGUUUCAUUCAGUCAGGAAAAAAAACUUGGAAUCAACAUACAAAUGAUAACUGAGCUGGUGAARGACUCCAACGUUCAGUUCUUGGACCAAGAUGAUGACGAUGACCCGGACACAGAGCUGUACCUGACACAGCCCUUCGCCUGCGGAACCGCCUUCGCGGUCAGCGUGCUGGACUCUCUCAUGAGUGCAACAUACUUCAACGAUAAUAUCCUCACCCUGAUCCGGACGCUGGUGACUGGGGGAGCCACGCCAGAGCUAGAGGCUCUACUGGCUGAGGAGAACGCCCUGCAAGGGGGCUACAGCACGCCACAGACACUGGCUAACCGAGACAGGUGUCGUGUUGCCCAACUGGCCCUGUACGAUGGGCCCUUUGCCGACUUGGGGGAUGGUGGUUGCUAUGGAGAUUUGUUCUGUAAAGCAUUGAAGACAUACAACAUGUUGUGCUUCGGAAUCUACAGAUUGAGAGACGCUCACCUUGCCACACCUAGCCAGUGUACCAAACGGUAUGUGAUCACCAACCCUCCGUAUGAGUUUGAGUUGGUCCCCACAGACCUGAUCUUCUGUCUGAUGCAGUUUGACCACAACGCGGGCCAGUCUCGGACCAGCCUUUCCCACAGCUCCCACUCCUCCCAUUCCUCCAGCAAAAAGAGCUCGUCCGUCCACUCCAUCCCCACCACCAACCGGCAGAACCGCAGCAGCAAGGCUCGGGAGGCUGGCCACAAACAGAAAAAGGAAAUGGUUUACAGAUGAACCAGAAAAUGCCUACCCACGGAACAUUCAGAUCAAGCCCAGGAGCACUCACAUGGCCAACCAAGUCAACCAAUACAAAUCCACUAGCAGUCUGAUACCACCAAUCAGAGAAGUUGAAGAUGAAUGUUGAAAACCAGGCCCCCUUGAUGACUCUUGAGAAUUCUGGACGCUCUUACGAAAGGAGAUAAGAGAUGGCGAACAGGGAUGAUAAUGAUGAUUAWUUGGUCCCCACUCAUUCUUCAGAUCAAGGGUUUGACAUAAAUACCACAACUGMAAGGGGCCUCCUAUGUGUAUACCUGUAAUGUUACUUCCAUGCUCUUCAUGUUUCAUUUAUAAAUCUUCCAUAGAGAUGUACAUAAUGACAAUCUAAUGAGGAUUGUACACUCCCUCCCCACUUUUUGAAAUUAUUUGAAGUUGAAGAGAGAAGAUUAAGUACUUCCUGUAAUUAUUUGCAAUAGUUCAUCACCUCUUCGUGUGACCAGACUCCAUGGCUACUGUAUUUUGAGGUUACUACUUGUUGUUGGAGGAUGAGCGUCAAGGCAGRUCGCUCAUCGUUCACCACAUCUCCCAAAGACGCCAUUGGGGCUGGCCACUCAUACACCGUGUCUGUUUCCGUUCUAUUUGCACUAAAACUGAUCACGUUAUUUUGCAACACGUCUACGGGAAACAUUGACAUCUCCCCAAAACAACACCCAUCACAGAAAUGUCAACCUUUUGGUUGUCGAUUCACUGAACGAGAGAACGGCUGCUUGUCAUUUGAAGAGGUGUACAGCUGUACUGUGUACAGAUCCAUUACAUCACUGCUUAGGGUAUGCUACUGUAUGUCGACAUGCUGUUGAGUAAUCAUCUGAAUGAAUGCAUUCAAGUCCUGUAGAAUGAGAUCAUAUUGUAAAUCAGUUGUCUUGAGACUCAGAYUACUGUAAUAGAUAGUUCUGGGAUAAGCUGGUUGACCGUAUAUAGCUACACUGUACCUACAUCUGUUCUGGUGAUAUCACAAUGGCUAUGGAUCAUAAUGAUGUCUUUGACCGUGUUUGAAGCUCCUAUCAUCGCAUGGUGCCUGAGCCCUUUUAUAACAAUACAGAGCAGAUGAUCAACUUAACCUGAAAACAUGAAAGGGACGAAGGACAAUCUUGUCCUAUCCCUUAUGUGUAAACAUGAAAGGGGUGAAUGGACAACUUUGUCUCGUCCCUUGUGAACACGUUAAUUGAGUGAAAGGACAGCCUUGUACACAUCUUGCAUAUGGCACGUGUGUACUGUACGUGGCAGCAAUGUGUCCCCUCAAUAAAAACAUUGGUGGUACAUCUGAGUUAAAUGCACUAAUUAGUGUUGUCAUCUCUCCAUCCGUGUGUAUGUGAUGGUGGUUCAGCCUCUGAGSGAGCAGCAUGUGGGAUCAAUGCUUCAAACAUGAAAGACGUAUCGGAACUAGCUCUGUCUGGGGGUUGCCGAUCAACUAAUGAACUAAGCAAACACGUUUCUAUGCUCACCAUCAUGCCCAGUCACAUCACCGGUAAUACAACAUCUAUGAUUGAGCUGUAUAAAUGUGAACAAACAUUAGCUGUGUGCCCUAAAAAUGUAAGGGAAGCAAUUAAGCCCAAACCUAUUUAAGAACAGAAGAAUAAGCAUAUCAUUUCAAUAUUUUUUUGUCUGUUGAGAAAUUUGGAGAAACAAUGCCACAUAUUGCGUAAAAUGGGCAUCAGUGGGUCCUCCUUUGACCAGAGCCACCACUGCCUGGCACAGGGUUGGUAACAGAGGCAGCAAAGAGCUUGGAUGUUCUCCGCUGCCAAUCCUGAUGUCAUCAUGACACCUCUAAACACUAUGUUGGUAAACAUUAAGGGAAAAGCUCAUUCAUAGUUUUGCCACUGAUGACYAUUCUCCGCUGGAGAAUACUGCCUGUGUUCUUCAUGUCAUUCUGGUCCAGGCGCAAGACAGUGCGUGUUAAAAAUGGAACAUUUCUAUUUUGUUUUUGAUCCAGAGCAACCCAGACAGAGCUGCAGCCUUGGGGAGGAGAGGGUAUGGUGUCACAGAUGAACCAACUAAAAACUUAACCUAGAUACUUUAAACAUACAAAUAUGAUUAUUUUAUAUUCAUAUGAGCGUACUUAUUUUUACACAUGACGUAGUGAGAAACARUUUGUGAAAGCAAUCCAUUAUUAUUAUUAGGCCUAUAAUUACAUCAGAUUAUUUUAUUUCUAAAUUAAUCACUGUAUUUAACAUAAUCAUACCAAAAUGAUUCAUAUCAAUUCUGAAAUGCUUAUAAUUYGAAAUGCAUCAUUGAGGAAGAGUAGAAGUCCCCUCUCUUAUCCUUGAUAAAGUAUAGUGAUUAAGGGCGCUAUUCAAUCCAUAUCGCAGAAGUUCAACAUUACAGUUGGAUUGAAAUUUAAAGGCAAUGUUUCCGCUUUAGCAGAGACUGCAUUCACGAUAAACGCUGCAUAUGUCCAGUG